ACAAUGGAGGUGGAAAAAAUGGUUAAUGGUUUGGAUAGUCGUAAAAGAGGCGUCGGAGAAGAAGAAGAAGUGGAGCUUCCAGGGUUUCGAUUUCAUCCGACAGAUGAAGAACUUGUAGGGUUUUAUCUCAAAAGAAAAGUGGAGAAGAAAGCUAUUUUUAUUGAUCAUCUGAUCAAACAGAUUGAUAUCUAUAAAUAUCAUCCAUGGGAUCUUCCAAGAGGUGGAAAUGGUGGAGAGAAGGAGUGGUAUUAUUUCUGUAAAAGAGGGAGAAAAUAUAGGAAUAGUGUGAGACCGAAUAGGGUUACAGCCACAGGUUCAGGAUUCUGGAAAGCCACUGGCAUUGACAAGCCUAUUCACUCCAUUUUAGGGUUUCCUCGCCAUGACUGUAUUGCUGGCCUCAAGAAAUCCUUGGUUUAUUACAUAGGAAAUGCAGGUAAAGGAACCAAAACUGAUUGGAUGAUGCACGAAUUUCGCCUUCCGGCCAUCGCCAAAACUACCGUAAAUGUCUCCUUCAAUGGCCAGAUCUUUACCACUAAUGAUCAAGAAGAAGCUGAAGUAUGGACAUUAUGCAGAAUCUUUAAACGGGAAGCUUCUUCUAAUUACAAGAGGAGUGCAUCAGAGUGCAGGCAGAAGACAAGUGUCAAUGAAGAUAAUUAUACUAAGACGAAGAAGAUGGCGAGCUAUGAAGUGUUAACUUCAAUUGCUGUGAGCAGUGAAAAGUUGAUAAAGGCGCCGUUGUCUGAUAUUGAAUAUAGCUCUGGAAUCGGAUCAAGGAAUUAUAACUCGUCCUUUGCCGGCCAUCUGAUGAGCUUAACAAAUGAUGUUCAACAUCCAGUUAUGGCUUCACAUUUAAGCUUGCAGAAAGGGGAUGAUGAAUACUUCAGAGAAGAGAAUUGGGAUGAGCUGAGGCCAAUGGUUCCUAAUUAUUGA
Mangifera indica (mango) is the source of this 930-nucleotide messenger RNA. Its product is annotated as transcription factor JUNGBRUNNEN 1-like. Gene Ontology annotation, molecular function: DNA binding. Gene Ontology annotation, biological process: regulation of DNA-templated transcription. NCBI's taxonomy places the organism in Eukaryota, Viridiplantae, Streptophyta, Magnoliopsida, Sapindales, Anacardiaceae. The record is from RefSeq and is a predicted model, not a curated record. The transcript has 3 exons. The coding region runs from base 4 to 930 and encodes 308 amino acids.